Molecule: messenger RNA, 2138 nt
Organism: Drosophila serrata
Lineage: Eukaryota; Metazoa; Arthropoda; Insecta; Diptera; Drosophilidae
Gene: dpp
Product: decapentaplegic morphogen
Cellular component (GO): extracellular region
Molecular function (GO): growth factor activity; cytokine activity
Source: RefSeq, a predicted model, not a curated record
UGUGCAAAUACAUACAUACGUAUAUCCCAAGUGUAAGCGAAAGCCGAAACGAUAACGGAUCCCAUUCCGAAUCCGAAUCCGAAAUCCAAAUCCGAGUCGGAUUGCGAUCCCCCAGACGUCAUAAAUUCAGUGGAACGACGAGACAGUUGGUCGCUCCUAUUUUGCUUGCUUUUCGGGCGAUCCAUCAAACGGCUUUCCAAUUAAUAACCACCGAACACAUGUCGUAUCAAUACUCGACUUAGAUACGGGGCCCCCGGAGAUCCAAUAUCAAGCGAUACCACACACUACUCGACCAUAGGAAACUUUAUAAGACUGAGAGUUGCAAGCGACCAUGCGCGCAUGGCUUCUACUCCUCGCAGUGCUGGCGACUUUUCAAACGAUCGUUCGAGUUGCUAGCACCGAGGACAUAUCCCUGAGAUUCAUCGCAGCCAUUGCGCCCCAGCGGCCCAUCGAGAGCACCGCCUUGGCGAGAGCAUUUAACCUUCAACCCUUCAACGAGCCGCCCUUCUACAGAGGCAGUGAUAUCAGUGAUAACAGCAAAAGCAAACCUAGCAAAAGCACAAGCAAAAGCAAAAGCAAAAGUGACGCGAACCGACAGUUCAACGAAGUGCAUAAACCAAGAACAGACCAAUUAGAAAAUUCCAAAAAUAAGUCUAAACAAUUAGUUAAUAAAACAAAUAACAACAAAAUGGCUGUCAAGGAGCAGAAGCGCAAGCAGAAGGAGCAGCAUCCUCACAGGCCAGACUCCAUCAGUGAGUCGCAGCAGCCAAGGAUCGAGUCCAUCUUUGCGGUGGAAGAGGAGAAGCAGCAGGAGCAGCAGGAGCAGCAUCAACAGGAGGAGCACCAGAAGAAGCUGGAGCUGGAGCCAACGCUGAUCCUGGACAAGGAGAUGGCCACCAUUAGCGUGCCGGCCAACGCGCAGGCUAUUAUUGUCGAACAGGAGCCAUCGACCUACAGCAAGAAGGGAUUGAGCAAGGAGAAGCUCAAGCCAGAUCCCUCCACUCUAGUCGAGAUCGAGAACAGCCUCCUCUCGCUGUUCAACAUGAAGCGGCCGCAGAUCGACCGCUCCAAGAUCAUCAUCCCGGAGCCAAUGAAGAAGCUCUACGCCGAGAUAAUGGGCCACGAGCUGGGCUCGGUCAACAUACCCAAGCCGGGACUGCUGACCAAGUCGGCCAAUACAGUACGAAGUUUUACACACAAAGAUAGUAAAAUCGACGAUCGGUUUCCGCACCAUCAUCGGUUUCGCCUCCACUUCGAUGUGAAGAGCAUUCCCGCCGAGGAGAAACUGAAGGCGGCGGAACUGCAGCUAACCCGCGAUGCACUCAGUCCGCAGGUGGUGGCCAGGACGGCAUCGUCGGCGGCGGCGGUGAAUAGGACGCGCUACCAGGUGCUCGUCUAUGACAUCACGCAGGUGGGGCUCCGGGGACAGCGGGAGCCGGGCUACCUGCUGUUGGACACCAAGACGGUCCGGCUGAACAGUACGGACACGGUGAGCCUAGAUGUCCAGCCGGCCGUGGAUCGGUGGCUGGCGGAGCCAAAGCGCAACUAUGGGCUCCUGGUGGAGGUUCGCACUGUGCGUUCCCUGAAGCCGGCGCCGCACCAUCAUGUCCGGCUGCGACGGAGUGCGGACGAGGCGCACGAACGCUGGCAGCACAAGCAGCCGCUCCUGUUCACCUACACGGAUGAUGGGCGGCACAAGGCGCGCUCCAUACGGGAUGUGUCCGAGCGAGGUGGUGGCGAGGGUGGUGGCUCUGGCAAGGGCGGCGGCGGUAGGAAUAGGAGACACCAGCGGAGACGCAAGAACCACGAUGACACGUGCCGGCGGCAUUCGCUGUACGUGGACUUCUCGGACGUGGGCUGGGAUGAUUGGAUUGUGGCGCCGCUGGGCUACGAUGCGUUCUACUGCCACGGCAAGUGCCCGUUCCCGCUGGCCGAUCAUUUGAACUCCACGAACCAUGCCGUGGUCCAGACGCUGGUCAAUAAUCUGAAUCCCGGCAAGGUGCCGAAGGCCUGCUGCGUGCCCACGCAACUGGACAGCGUGGCCAUGCUCUAUCUCAAUGACCAAAGUACGGUGGUGCUGAAGAACUACCAGGAGAUGACCGUGGUGGGCUGUGGCUGUCGAUAGAUUCGAGAUUCUA